AUGAAGGUGGAGAGUCACGAUUAUGGCUUCGUUAUGGAGGCCAACGACGGAGGUGGCGAGUCACGCCUUGAGAAAAUUGAAUUAAGCGAGAUUCUACAGUGGAGGUGGAUUCUUGUGAGGUUUGGCAGAAGGAAGAAGAGGAAGAGACUAGAUAGAAGAGGAAGAAGAAGAGCAACGACUGAGAAGAAGAAAAAGAAGUGA
Molecule: messenger RNA, 201 nt
Organism: Prunus armeniaca (apricot)
Lineage: Eukaryota; Viridiplantae; Streptophyta; Magnoliopsida; Rosales; Rosaceae
Source: the annotation of a GenBank genome assembly